Molecule: messenger RNA, 2620 nt
Organism: Bombyx mandarina (wild silkworm)
Lineage: Eukaryota; Metazoa; Arthropoda; Insecta; Lepidoptera; Bombycidae
Product: ionotropic receptor 84a
Cellular component (GO): membrane
Molecular function (GO): ligand-gated monoatomic ion channel activity
Source: RefSeq, a predicted model, not a curated record
CAGCUUGCGAUGUGGCUAUUGUUUAUUUAUGAAGCCCUAAAUUCAUAAUUUACUAUCUUUAUUAUUAACCAUCGCAUCUCGGUUUGAAUAGAAACUACUUUUUAGAUUUCAACAUUUGCCGCGCUUUAAUAAAUAAUGUUUUAAAUAAAUUAUACUAAAAGUACUAUACUGUUGGAUAAAAUGGAGUAUUUCAAAUUAUUAGUUUACUUUCAGUCACUACAAACAUCACUACAAAAGGCUUGUAAGGUCUCUCUGUCAAUUAGCAUCGGCUUAGAGAAUAUUAUUAUGUGUCGGGUUACAAAAAUGAAAUUUGUUACUUUUCUUAUGAUAACGAUUUGGGCCCGCGUGGUGCUCACAAAGGAUGCGAACUUGGUGGAUUUUCUGAAAACUUACGUGGAUAAUGAGAGAAAACCUACAAUGGUUGUGUUGACGGGCCUUUGUUGGAAAAAAGACACGCUGCGUACCCUAGUAGUUGAACUGUCAAAGCUUGGAGCUAGGACAUCGAAGCCUCCGUCUAUAAAAAUACAAUCCAAAUACCACGUCGUCAUGCACAAUACAUUGUUCCUGAGCGAUUUGCAUUGUCCCGAAACGGCUGAGGUCAUUGAAACUGCUAUUCUACAUAAUCUGUUUCGGUAUCCUCUACGGUGGCUUUUGUUGAAAAACAUGUCCGAAAACUCUUCUGUCAUACUUGAAGACAUACCCGCGUUUGCAGACAGCGAUUUAGUCUUAGCAGAAAUAACAGAGGAACUAGUCGUAAUUACUGAAUGUAAGAUUAUAAUUCUGAAUCGAAAUGUUUUAGUGCACAAACCGAACGAGAACGGCGCGUUGAUAUCAAAAGAUAAAGGUUACUACAACGGAACUAUGGUGGACGUUAGGCCCCAUCGAGAACUCUUCAAACGGCGCAGAGACGUAAUGGGCCGUCCAUUGACAAUGGCGAAUGUUAUACAAGACAGCAACAGCACUCGUUACCAUCUGCCUAGGGAGGAUGCUUUGGAGCUCCAGUACGACGUUAUUCCUAAAAUCUGCUGGAUGACCGCGAAGCUAGCGUUCCAAAUGUUAAAUGCUACUCCUCGGUACACCUUCAGCUAUCGUUGGGGGUAUAAAGUUAAUGGGCAAUGGUCGGGGAUGAUCAACGAUUUGCACACCAGUAAAGCCGAUUUGGGUACAAACUGCGUUGUUUCCGACGUCGAGCGUCUUUCAGUGGUCACGUACACAGAUAUGCUGGCUCCGUUUCGAGUUAGAUUCGUUUUCAGACAGCCUCCCUUGCCGUCGGUCGCCAAUAUAUUCUAUUUGCCCUUUGCUGGGAGCGUGUGGGCAGCUGUAGCUGUGUGCGCGAUGGUUUACACCGUAGCUAUGUACUGGGCGAGUAAAUGGGAGUUUAAUUUAGAGAAGCGAAGUGCGUCUCAGUUCGACGGUACUGUGGGUGAUGCGAUGUUGCUUACGAUGAGUGCACUAAGUCAACAGGGAUGCUUUAUAGAGCCUAAAAGAGCUCCAGUUGAAAAUUCGUUAUACAAGGAUCCGGUGCGAGUGAUGAUACACAAACGCAUCGAUCCGGAGACCGGAAACGGUCAGUUCUACAGUCUCGAAGACGGAGUGGAUAUGAUUAGGCAGGGUUUCUUCGCGUUCCACUCGAUCGUGGAGCCGGUGUACCGACGCAUCGAAGAAACGUUUCUGGAGACAGAGAAAUGCGACCUCACAGAGGUUGACUUCCUGAGCAGUUUCGAUCCCUUCGUUCCAGUUAAGAAAGACUCUCCUUAUCUAGAACUACUCAGAGUCGUCUUCAAGCAAAUCCGCGAGUCUGGUAUCCAGUCGGCACUAAACAAGAGGUACCAAGUACCGAAGCCUCGUUGCUCUAACAAAGUGGCGGCCUUCAGCAGCGUCGGCAUCGUCGACUUGAGACCUGUUCUUAUACUGAUGGUCUACGGAAUAAUAUCGUCCUGUUUAAUACUCAUUAUGGAGAUGAUCGUGUUUAAAAUAGCACAUCACUAGACUCGCUCAACUCUGACACGUUGGGACACCUCAAACAAGAGAGAACAAUCCAAUAAUGAAGCUUAAUUUUAUAUAUUAGUUUCAAGGUUUUUUUUUGUAUUCAUUUUCAUCCUAAGCCUGAUAGAGAAUAAUUAAACGAAUUAAUUCGCAAUUUAUUCUUUAAAUGUAUUAAAUAUUAUAUUCAUACCUGAUAAUUUUGAAAAAUAGCAUUAAUAACUUUCGUAAUUCAAAUACUGCCAAGUAAAUUCUUUGUCGUGUAAAAGUCAGCAUACUGAUAAGUACUUAAUUGGGCAGUUAUAUUGUGUAAAUAAAACCAUAAUAAAAUUAUGAAAGUCUUAUCGGUGUGCGCGCGGAAAAACUUAUGCUUAACAAUUUUUUGUAGUUAUAUUUAUAAUUGUUUGUUUGUUAUCAUAUAACAACUAGACACUUUAUCUUGAAUCUUCAUUUAAAAUCAUUAAGCUCACCGUAAUACUCGAUAGUUGGCGCUAUAUCUGAAUAUUAUUAGUUUGUUUUGGGUGAUUUAAUAUAAAUUGAAUUUCUAAAGGAUUACUCACGCAGACAAAGUCGCACGCACAACUAGUUUUGUAUAUUUUUAUUGUGAACGAUGAAUAAAAACAUGUAAAUAGACAAA